ACGAGUAUAAAGACGUUUCCAAGCGUGAACUUGUCGCUGUGUGUGUGAGAUACAUCCAUGGAGGAAAAAUAAAAGAGCGCGCAGUCGGCUUUGUGGACACCAGCAAGGACAUGAGUGCGCAGGGGAUUUCAGCCAAGAUAUUAGAGAUCAUUGAACCACUGGGUCUUGACCCAUCUCUGUGUGUUGGAUUCAGCUUUGACGGGGCUUCAGUAAUGUCAGGCCAUAAAGGAGGUGUGCAGGUUAUUUUAAAAGAGACAUUUCCCCAUGCUGUCUAUGUGCACUGCAAUUCACACCGAUUAAAUUUGGUUCUCAGUGCAGUAACAAAAGCGUCUGGACAUGUUAGCACAUUCUUUGAAACAGUAAACAUUUUGCACGCGUUCAUGACAGGGUCAAGCAGACACACACACUUUAUAGAAAUGCAGAAAGAGAUGCACCCAGGACGGCCCUGCCUUGAACUUGAGCGUUCUGUGGAUACGCGCUGGAGCUCCAAAGCUGGAUCAGUAGACAAAAUACUGACAUUAUUUGAUGUAAUACUUGAAGUACUGGCUGAGUGUGCAGAAAGCAGUGGUCAAACAAAAGUCGAUGCCCAGUCCCUGCUCCAACAGAUACAAACAAAGAAGUUCCUAUUUCUGCUUGUAACAUUUGGUAAAUUAUUUGAAACAAGUUCUUUUGCCACACAGGGAUUACAAAGUCCAACCCUGUCAGUCACUGGAUGCAUUGACUUAAUCGAGGGACUGAAAGACAGUUUUGCAGAGUUUAGAGACAAGCCAGAAUGUGUUUUCCAACAAGUGAUGAAGCUAACUGAAGACCUUAUGCAGAAAUGUGAAAUCACAAGCUGGGAUAUCACAGUGGGGACCAGAAAGAGGAGCCUCCCUUCCAGGCUCACUGAUUCUGUGGUCUCGACGACUCUGGGAAAAGCAACAGCUGUGAGGAAUGAUGACGACCUGAGACACAUCUGGAAUGACAUACUUGACAGGCAGCUGACCGAGCUUGAUACCCGGUUCCAAGAGGACCAGUAUGGCAUCAUGAAAGCUGCAGCAGCUUUCCUACCACAGUCACAAACCUUUGGCGAGAAGGAAUCUCUGCACUCUGUAUGUAAUCACUACAACAUUUCAGUCAGGGAUGCAGAGUUGGCAGUAUUCUAUGAGCAACUGAAAAGGAAAGCCUUAAACGAAAACUUUCCUUCACUGAUGGAGGUACUGGACAUCCGUCCAGCAGACAUAUUCCCAAACCUGAACAGAGUCCUUCAAGUCAUCCUAACCCUUCCUAUAACCUCGUGCAGUGUAGAAAGACUUUUCUCAACUGUGGGCCACAUCAAGAAUUACCUUAGAUCAAAGAUGAACACUGACCGUCUCAACCACUUGUCCCUCUUGUCAUUUGAAAGGGAAAUUAGUGACUCUUUGGAUUAUGAUGAGAUCAUCACAAUUUUCAACCGCAAACCCAGGCGUUUGCGCCUUGUUUAACUCUUUAGGAGAACAGAGCAGAAGAGAACCAAGUAGAAUAGAACAGCAGAACGUGAAUAGGGCAGAAGAGUAGGGUAGAAUGGAAGAGCAGGACAUGAGCAGUGCAUAAGA
Thalassophryne amazonica is the source of this 1574-nucleotide messenger RNA. RefSeq names its product zinc finger MYM-type protein 1-like. NCBI's taxonomy places the organism in Eukaryota, Metazoa, Chordata, Actinopteri, Batrachoidiformes, Batrachoididae. The record is from RefSeq and is a predicted model, not a curated record. Gene Ontology annotation, molecular function: protein dimerization activity. The transcript is spliced from 2 exons. Bases 111 to 1463 code for a protein of 450 amino acids.